Molecule: messenger RNA, 823 nt
Organism: Volvox carteri f. nagariensis
Lineage: Eukaryota; Viridiplantae; Chlorophyta; Chlorophyceae; Chlamydomonadales; Volvocaceae
Exons: 5
Coding region: 127-675 (182 amino acids)
Biological process (GO): intracellular protein transport; endoplasmic reticulum to Golgi vesicle-mediated transport; Golgi organization
Cellular component (GO): endoplasmic reticulum; Golgi apparatus; endoplasmic reticulum-Golgi intermediate compartment
Source: RefSeq, a predicted model, not a curated record
CCAAGCUGGGCACCACGUUUUUGCUAAUACGGACCCAAGGAUAAACGCACUGAUAUGCCAGGUUGCAAACAGUAGUAUUAACAGCCGCAGAUUUAAGGCUCAAAGACAAAAAAAUGUUUUACUGCCAUGUGGUAUGAGGAGUGUAUGCAAUAUGACGUUAAUAUGUAUGAGCCUUUCUACGGGAGCUUUGUGGCGUUGCCGGACCUAUAUUCACUCCAAGCGCGAUACGACUUAAUCAUCACAUCGCCAAGCGGCACACGAGUGCACGAAAUCUAUGGCGAGCCGGAGACGAAGUUUCACCUGGUCCCGUACGAGACUGGCAAGUACCGGUUCUGUUUGCGUCUGAACCAGGAGAAGACUGGUAGUCGCUACGUGCUAUCCCGGGAGGUAUUGUGGGACCUCCACUUGGGGCACUCGGAGCACCAUGCGGAGAACGUAAAGGAGCACGACACCCAGGGCCUCUGGCACUACGUGCACCAGGUGGACUCGCAGCUACAGCAGCUGCGUGCCACUCAGCAGUACCUGUACUGGCGGGAGCGACGGCACCGCAUGACAGUGGACUCCACCAACCAGCGGGUGCUGGUAUACGCAUUGGUGCGCAACGGCGUGCUGGUGCUGGUCAGUUUGCUACAGACGUUUUUCAUCCGCCGCAUGUUUGCCAAGGCGGCGAACUAGCAGCAGCAGCGGAAGCAGCCGCAAUGUAAAGAGAUGACGGUUGCGACGCCUUGUGAAUAGGGUUGGAAGCAGUUUGAGACGUGUGGAGCGAACUGCGAGCUGAGAGGUGGAGUGGAGUAGUGCUGUAUUAGGGGGAGGCAUGGCUUUG